Messenger RNA from Molossus molossus (Pallas's mastiff bat), 1232 nucleotides. RefSeq names its product tRNA mitochondrial 2-thiouridylase (gene TRMU). The record is from RefSeq and is a predicted model, not a curated record. Gene Ontology annotation, biological process: tRNA wobble position uridine thiolation. Gene Ontology annotation, molecular function: sulfurtransferase activity. Bases 24 to 1232 code for a protein of 402 amino acids. Gene Ontology annotation, cellular component: mitochondrion. NCBI's taxonomy places the organism in Eukaryota, Metazoa, Chordata, Mammalia, Chiroptera, Molossidae. The transcript is spliced from 9 exons.
GUUACCAGGUGACAGGGGUGUUCAUGAAGAACUGGGACUCGCUGGACGAACACGGAGUCUGCACUGCUGACAAAGACUGCGAAGACGCACACAGAGUUUGCCAGAUCUUAGACAUCCCUUUCCAUCAGGUGUCCUGGGUGAAGGAGUACUGGAACGACGUGUUCAGUGAUUUUCUGAAUGAAUACGAGAAAGGAAGGACUCCCAACCCUGACAUCAUCUGCAACAAACACAUCAAAUUCCGUUGUUUCUUCCAUUACGCUGUGGAUAAUCUGGGGGCAGAUGCCGUCGCCACGGGUCAUUAUGCAAGAACGUCACUGGAAGACGAAGAAGUCUUCCAGCAGAAGCACAUUAAGAGGCCAGAAGGGCUUUUCAGAAAUCGGUUUGAGGUUAGAAACGCGGUGAAGCUUCUCCAGGCAGCCGACAGCUUUAAAGACCAGACCUUCUUUCUCAGCCAGGUUUCCCAGGAGGCCCUGAGGAGAACCCUCUUCCCUCUGGGGGGAUUAACGAAAGAUUUUGUAAAGAAAAUAGCUGCUGAGAAUAGACUUCAUCACGUGCUUCAGAAAAAGGAGAGCAUGGGCAUCUGUUUCGUUGGUAAAAGAAGUUUUGAAAAUUUCAUCCUUCAGUAUUUACAGCCGCGGCCUGGGAAAUUCAUUUCCAUAGAAGACGGCAGUGUUCUGGGGACACACAAAGGCCCCCCGGGUGGACCACCCAGCCCUGUACAGGGACCUGCUUCGGACCAACCGUGUGCACUGGAUCACGGAGGAGCCGCCUGCAGCCCUGGUCCGGGACAAGAUGAUGGAGUGCCACUUCCGCUUCCGCCACCAGAUGGCGCUAGUGCCCUGUGUGCUGACCCUCAAUCAAGACGGCACUGUGUGGGUGACGGCUGUGAAGGCUGUGCGGGCCCUCACCCCAGGACAGUUCGCCGUCUUCUACAAGGAGGGCGAGUGCCUGGGCAGCGGGAAGAUCCUGCGCUUGGGGCCGUCCGCCUACACGCUCCAGAAGGGCAAGACCAAGCCCCGAGAGGCCACCGAGGGCCCCGGCGACGGCCCCACGCUCUGAGCCGACGCGGACGCCGAGCAGAGCCUGGAGCGGGUGACGGAGCGUGGCUGCUGCUGGAGCCUGGGGAGCCUGGACCUGCUGCCCAGGAGGCCGAGGACCUGCGGCAGCUCCUCGCGUGCCCAGGACAGGCCUCCCGUCCCGGAGCGCGUGAAGGGCUGCAGGGCCGGUGCUGA